AGGUAUUGAAUUUGUACAUCAUGGAACUAUACUGGAUUGUGAAGAAAAAGACUGGGAUUUCACAAUGAACGUUAAUGUCCGCAGCAUGUAUUUGAUGAUCAGAGCAUUUUUACCCAAGAUGCUUGCUCAGAAAUCUGGCAAUAUCAUCAACAUGUCCUCUGUAGCAUCGAGCAUCAAAGGAGUUGUAAACCGCUGCGUAUACAGCACCUCAAAGGCAGCUGUUAUUGGACUGACCAAGUCUGUGGCUGCGGACUUCAUUGAACAUGGAAUCAGAUGCAACUGUGUGUGCCCUGGUACCGUGGACACUCCAUCUUUGAGGGGGAGAAUUCGAGCAAGGCCAGACCCUGAUCAGGCUUUAAGUGAUUUCCUGGCAAGGCAAAAGACUGGCCGAAUGGCCACUGCAAAGGAGGUUGCCCAUCUAUGUGUAUACUUGGCAUCUGAUGAAUCUGCCUAUGUGACUGGAACAGAGCUAAUCAUUGAUGGAGGGUGGAGCUUGUGAGAACUCACACUGGUCGAAAGGUCUGCAUCAACUAAAAAGGAUCCAUUAAGUUGCUGAAUAAUGUUCCUUUAAGAAUGGAUUUUAUCUCAUUUUUCAAAUCUUUACAUUUCUUAUGCUUUAGAUUUCUUUACAAAUAGUCUACUAUAAAGCUCACCAAGAACAAAAUCUGAUCAAGUAUGUUUCUCCAAUGUUGCGUCGCGAAAACGAUUAAAGAAUGCCUUG
Messenger RNA from Callorhinchus milii (elephant shark), 721 nucleotides. It is a transcript of the gene bdh2, whose product is annotated as 3-hydroxybutyrate dehydrogenase, type 2. Gene Ontology annotation, cellular component: cytoplasm. Gene Ontology annotation, biological process: siderophore biosynthetic process. Gene Ontology annotation, molecular function: 3-hydroxybutyrate dehydrogenase activity. Lineage: Eukaryota; Metazoa; Chordata; Chondrichthyes; Chimaeriformes; Callorhinchidae. The record is from RefSeq and is marked provisional.